Messenger RNA from Eimeria maxima, 1974 nucleotides. RefSeq lists its product as hypothetical. The transcript is spliced from 4 exons. Gene Ontology annotation, cellular component: nucleus; cytoplasm. NCBI's taxonomy places the organism in Eukaryota, Apicomplexa, Conoidasida, Eucoccidiorida, Eimeriidae. Gene Ontology annotation, biological process: oxidative RNA demethylation. Gene Ontology annotation, molecular function: oxidative RNA demethylase activity; ferrous iron binding; broad specificity oxidative DNA demethylase activity. Bases 1 to 1974 code for a protein of 657 amino acids. The record is from RefSeq and is a predicted model, not a curated record.
AUGAUUUCAUCAGUUCCCGGGGGGCCCCUUGGGGGGCCCCCUUCGUCUUCGUACCCUCUAGUAGAUCAAUUUAAAGCAGCAGAAGUUGAAUUAAGGGAAAUGGACCUCGCACAAAUGAUCCUUAAGCAGCAGCAGCAGCAGCAAGAUCAUCACCAUCAGCAGCAGCAAGAACAGCAGCAGCAAGUAGAUGGAAGGAUCGUUGGGCUGAGUGGCCUCCGUGGGCAGUGCAUGCAAUUCGAUGAGCUGCCUCUAGCAGCAGCAGCUGCUGCUGCUACCGCUGCUGCUGCACGCCGGCACAAGAAGGGACUGGCAAGAACAACAGCGAGCAGCAGCAACACCAGCAACAGCAACACAGUCUCCUCAGGCUUACCUGAGACAGCGGUAGCAGCAGCUAGAGCAGCAGCAGAAGCAAUUGUUGCUGCUGCUGCUCAAGACGGAGGCGGUGCGUUGUCUCCCUCAGCAUCAGCACAAGCAGGAGCAGCAGAAGCAGCAGCAGCAGCAGCUGCUGCUGCUGCAACUCCUCCUGUGUAUGCUUUCCCACAUUGCCCUGGGGCCUUUUUGCUGCCAGGGGUUUUGUCGCUGCAGCAGCAGCUGUUGCUGACUGAUGAAGCAUUCUCUUCUUUGCUGCGGCCCCCUGCUGUCUGUAACCUCUGCCAACAACUGCAGCAGCAGCAGGAAGAGCAGCAGCAAGAGCAGCAGCAACAGUUGGGUAGCGCCAAGACUCAGGACUCCACAGCGGAAGGAAAUGCCUCUGCUGCUGCAGUGUCAGCAGAAGCAGCGACAGCAACAGGAGAAGCAGUAACAGCACCAGCAGCAGUAUCACCAGCAGCAGCAGCAGCAUCGGCUCCCGCUGCGGUUAUUCCCCAUAAAUGCAGCCGCUUGCCUUUGCUGCAGCAGCAUAUAAACUCUAAUACGACGGCGCUGCUGCUUCCGAGGCCUAGUAACAGCAGCAGCUCGCAUGUGUCGGGCCAGCAGCAAGUCCCUGAGUCUGCUGCGGAUGAAGCAGCAGCACUGCAACAGCUGCUGCUGGUGCUGCUGCCUCCCCCCGUAGGUUUGCGCUGGUCUUCUAUUGGCUCGCAAGUCUAUAACUGGGGCAGCCGCACAUAUUAUAACCAGCAGCAGCAGCAGCAAGAGCGGCGGCGGGAGGAUUUGGAGGAAACCAACAGUAGAAGCAGCACCUCUCGUACCAGCAGCAGCAACAGCAGCAGCAACAACAACAACAAAGGCAGCAACGCCAGCAGCAGCAACACCAGCAGCAGCAGCAGCAGCAGCGGCCCGCCUCUGCCCCCUGUGCUGCACCGCAUUGCUGGGUGGGCUCUGCAGACAGCAGCCCUGCAGCAGCAGCAGCAACGCGCUGCAGCAGCCCCAGCCGCAGCAGCACCAGCAGAAUUAGCUGCGAAGCUUCAGAUGGCUUUAGUAAAUGUAUAUAGACAAGGAGACAGAUUAAGGGGACAUAAAGAUGAUGCAGAGACAGAUACCAUCAUUCCUCUUAUAUCCAUCAGGGAGACUCCAAUUCCAGUGGUGUUGCGAUCUGGAGACGUUUUAAUUCUCUCAGGGUCGGCACGACUUGCCCUUCAUGGUGUUCCCAAACUUCUCUACUACACACCUGUGCUGCCUGCGUCGAGAUCAGCAGCAACAAAGCUUGCUGCAGGUGGCGCUGCUGCCGGUGCUGCUAAGCAUGACCCUUGUAGCAGCAGCAGCAGUAGCGCUGUAGACGAUGCUGCAUCGCCUCCUCAUCCGUUGCUGUUACAUCCAACUCAUCAGCCGCAGCAAGCGCAGCAGCAGCAGCAGCAGCAGGAGCAGGAGUUGAUUGCCUUUGUGCGUUGCUUACCUCAUUUGCUGCGAGUAGAAGCGACACUUAAAUUUGUGCUGCAGCAAAAGGAGGCACGUGUGGGGUAUUGGCAGAAGCGGCUACUUGAGGUGUAUUCGCAGCUGCAGCAGUUGCGACUUAACUUUAGCUGUCGAGGAGAUUAA